This is a messenger RNA of Cannabis sativa, 1025 nucleotides long. RefSeq names its product small ribosomal subunit protein uS7. The record is from RefSeq and is a predicted model, not a curated record. The coding region runs from base 199 to 801 and encodes 200 amino acids. Gene Ontology annotation, cellular component: ribosome; cytosolic small ribosomal subunit. Gene Ontology annotation, molecular function: structural constituent of ribosome; mRNA binding; rRNA binding. NCBI's taxonomy places the organism in Eukaryota, Viridiplantae, Streptophyta, Magnoliopsida, Rosales, Cannabaceae. Gene Ontology annotation, biological process: ribosomal small subunit assembly; translation. The transcript is spliced from 4 exons.
AAAUAAAGGCCCAAAUGAAGAAGAAGCCCAGCCCAAAUAUUCUACCCUAACCUUAACCCUAACCAAACCCUAACCCUAACUUUCCAAACUCUUAUCUUUGCUUCUCUCUUCGCUCUCUCACUAACGCAGACGCCUCCUCCUCCCUCCAUCUCUCUCUCUCUCUCUGGCCUGUACGGUGUCGGCGACUGUACUCUAACAAUGGCUGAAGCGAUCGUUCAGGAGCAACACGAAGUGAAGCUUUUCAAUCGUUGGAGCUUCGAGGAUGUUCAGGUAAGUGACAUUUCGCUUGCUGAUUAUGUUGGAGUUGUACCGGCGAAACAUGCAACUUAUGUUCCUCACACUGCUGGGAGGUACUCUGUUAAAAGGUUUAGGAAGGCUCAGUGCCCUAUCGUCGAGAGGCUUACAAACUCGCUCAUGAUGCACGGCCGUAACAAUGGAAAGAAAAUUCUUGCAGUGAGGAUUAUUAGGCAUGCCAUGGAAAUCAUCCACUUGCUAACUGACUUGAACCCAAUUCAAGUUAUAGUUGAUGCAGUUGUUAACAGUGGACCGAGAGAAGAUGCCACUCGUAUUGGAUCUGCUGGUGUGGUCAGGCGUCAAGCUGUUGAUAUUUCUCCUCUUCGAAGGGUUAACCAAGCUAUCUAUCUUCUUACCACUGGCGCUCGUGAAUCUGCAUUCAGAAACGUUAAGACCAUUGCUGAAUGUUUGGCUGAUGAACUCAUUAACGCCGCCAAAGGUUCAUCCAACAGCUAUGCGAUAAAGAAAAAGGACGAGAUCGAAAGGGUUGCCAAGGCCAAUCGUUAAUUUCGUCUAACAUUUUGGAGGUCACAUGAGGUUUUGUUUUAUUUAUUAAUUAGAUAAAAUUUCUAUUGAGUUAGUUUUUGUAUGCUUUGAACAUGAAGAUGGAAUUUUUGUGCUUCCCUUUGUAUUAGGAAGGAAGAGUUUUUCUCUCUUUGAUAAUUUGCAGUGUAUGAAGAUAUAAUAUCUUGGCUCUUAUUGCAUAUGCAUCAUGGAUUUUGUUCUUGUUA